Symbiodinium sp. CCMP2456 is the source of this 645-nucleotide messenger RNA. The record is from the annotation of a GenBank genome assembly. NCBI's taxonomy places the organism in Eukaryota, Dinophyceae, Suessiales, Symbiodiniaceae.
AUGGACAAAAAGGAGAAGAAAGGAGGCAAAGACAAAGGCGACAAAAAAUCAAAAAAAGAGAAGAAGGAUGGCAAGGACAAGGACAAGAAGUCCAAAAAGGAGAAGAAGAGGAGAGACAAUGAUGAUCUAUCCGAUGAGUUCGAGGACCCCGCAGCGAAGCUGCCAGUGGAAGAAACGCAGGCCAGCAAGACGAAAGAUAAGGACAUGGAGGCAGAGCUGUUCGGAAACCUGGAGGACGAGGAGGAGAAUAAGACCGCCCCUUUGCCGGUGAAGCACGCCCCGCAAGAUGAUACAGAGGCCCUCAUGGAGCAAGUGGAGGAGCAAGUCGAACGAAACAAGCAGAAAGACUCCGGCAAAAAAGCGAAGAAGGAGAAGAAGCUGAAAAAAGAUAAAAAGGACAAACAUAAGAAGGACAAGAGCGCAAAAAAGGACAAGAAGCGGCAAGAAGCUGCUUUCAUUGACGUGCCCUCCAACGUGGUGGAGCACCCUGCGCCGGAGAUGCAGAUCCCCUCAGCGGUCGACAAGGCACCUCCUGAAGUGCCCACCACCAGUAGGCAAUACACGUUGAUACCCAGAAGGUCCCCGCAUAAACGUCAUCAUGUUGACAGUGCUGUGAUAACGUUUGACUACAACUUAUCCUGGUAG